AUGGGCAUACACGACGACGCAGUCCAGGGCACGCUCGACUCGAGCCAGCUUGCAAAGUAUAUCGCAAGCGACCCCAACCUCAUCAAUGCACUCGAACCUUCUUCGGGUCGCUCCCCUCUCGCUCUCGCUGCAGUGGCAGGCUUUCCCGACAUUGUCGAGCUCUUGCUCAAGCGAGGUGCCAAAGCGGAUGCCCUUUCCCGCGACGGAGAGACAGCAUUGCUUCUCACCACCCGAGAUGGGAGCGCCAACCGAGCGAGGAUUGUCCAGCUUCUCGUCGGCAAAAUGUCACCAAGCGCCAUCGAUGCCACGACCACAGGCGACCGAAACAAGACGCCCUUGAUGUACUCGAUGCUCAACAAGGACCGCGAGUCUCUUCGGCUGCUUGUCAAGGCGGGUGCCGACAAAAAUGCCGUCGACGAUGAUGGCCUUACGGCGGCAGCGAUGGCCCCCAGCUCUGGCUACGCACUCGCACUCGACCCCGACAAGGAGCAGUCCGCAUUUUCUCAGCUGACGAACCUCGUUGGCUCGUUCUUGCUCUACAUUGUGGCGUGGGUCAACAAGACGGCCAAAGGAGUCAUGAACAAGCUAUUUGGGCUCAAUCCCACACUCAACACGACAAUCGACGAACAAGUGAAUGACGGCGAGACGCCAAACAAGAUUCAGUUUCUCGACAACGUCGAUGAAUAUAUUAAUGACCCGAAGAACAAGUAUCUCGCACAAUUCUUCAAGGACAAACCGAACUACAUUCAAGAGCUGGCGGCGAAGGCAACGGCGCUUAAGGAAGAUUCAAACACGCCAAUUGGGCAAGGCGAUCUACUUCCAAAGACGAUCAAGGUUACCCUUCACCAACAGGUCAUUUACUGCGACGAUAGUUCUUCUAUGAAGCGGGAUGGACGGUGGGAUGCACAAGCCCGUCUCGUCAAGAAGAUCGCGGAAAUUACCACUCGCGUAUUGCCAGAGGGCGACGGUGUCGCUUUGCGCUUUAUCAACCAAGACACGGACAACUCGGAGAAGCUCACUCUCGACCAGAUCGGCAACACAAUUAAUAGCAUGAGCUGGAAGCCUGGAGGAGACACGCCCAUUGGAACGAACCUGAAGUCGAAGAUUCUGCAGCCUAUGGUAUACGACAAGUUGGAGCCAAAGACGUUGGGCAGACCGUUGCUCAUCUCGGUGAUUACGGACGGGAUGCCUUCGCAGGAGGACGAUAAUGCUUUCGUUGACGCUAUCAAGGAGUGCGGGGUCAAACUAGACCAAGCUGGCUAUCCUCGACAGUCCGUCAAAUUCAUGAUUGGACAAAUUGGUACGGCUAGAGCAGCUACUACCUUCUUGCAAUCUGUGGGGAACAACGACGACAUCAAAGACAUGGUAUUCGUUACUGCAGAUAAACUCGACGAUAACCUCUCCAAGUUCAAGGACAACCAAUACGACCUCGACCGCUGGUUGUUGGAAACGCUCUUUUCGCCGAUCCAGAACUCCACCGUGUAG
Molecule: messenger RNA, 1485 nt
Organism: Mycena indigotica
Lineage: Eukaryota; Fungi; Basidiomycota; Agaricomycetes; Agaricales; Mycenaceae
Product: ANK-REP-REGION domain-containing protein
Exons: 6
Coding region: 1-1485 (494 amino acids)
Molecular function (GO): protein binding
Source: RefSeq, a predicted model, not a curated record